UUGAGUGCAUUUCCAUAAAAUGUUCAAAAUUAUAAGUAUAUUUUCAAUUUUAUUGUUGAUGACAAAGCAGAAUACUGGCUUUCUUGAAGAGAAUGGACGAAUCAUUGAAUUCGAUUCAUUUGAUGAAUUUAAAAACUUCAACAACAAAAGCUACACUCAUACCUACGAUGAAUUUCGUAGUCGCACUGCAUUUGAGGAGAAUCGCGAUGCGGUACGUGAACACAACAAGCGUUUCAAGAGCGGAGAAACCUCCUACAGAUUGCGUACAAACAUGCUCUCUGAUUUAAGCAACAAAUCUUAUUUAAAGGCUUUUUUACGCCUUUUACGUAGUAAACGUUUCGAAUCAUUAGACUUGGGUUCCGAAAUUGUUGGUUCUCCUUUAAUGAAGGAUACACCUGAAGAAAUUGAUUGGCGUGAGAAAGGAUUUAAGACGCCACCUGAUAAUCAACACACUUGUGGUUCAUGUUAUGCUUUUAGUAUAGCGGAAAGCAUAGAGGGACAAGUAUUUAAGCGCACUGGGCGUUUACUUAACUUAAGUCCACAGCAAAUUGUAGAUUGCAGUAUUUCUCAUGGUAAUCAGGGUUGUACCGGUGGUUCCCUUAGAAAUACACUGAAAUAUUUACAAGAUACUGGUGGUAUAAUGCGUGGAAAAGAUUACAAAUAUGUAUCAAAGAAAGGUAAAUGCCAGUUUGUGCCCGAACUAGCUAUUGUAAAUGUAACUUCAUGGGCUAUUCUACCUUCCAAAGAUGAAAGUGCUAUAAUGGCUGCUGUAGCCCAUAUAGGUCCAGUAGCUGUUUCCAUAAAUGCUACACCCAAAACGUUUCAACUCUAUAGUGACGGUGUAUAUGAUGACGAAAAUUGUUCAUCUGAUAUGGUUAAUCACGCGAUGCUGGUGGUUGGUUAUAAGAAAGACUACUGGAUUUUAAAAAAUUGGUGGGGCGAUAUGUGGGGUGAAGAUGGCUAUAUGCGAAUAAAGAAGGGCGUAAAUCUAUGUGGCAUUGCAAAUUAUGCAGCAUAUUCUGUUGUCUAAUAAAUUCAGUGAAAUUUGCUUUUAAACAAUAUUAAAUAUUAUCAAAUCCUAAGUAUUUCAAUUGAAUAAAAACAAGGACAUUUGAUU
Messenger RNA from Teleopsis dalmanni, 1117 nucleotides. RefSeq names its product procathepsin L. Gene Ontology annotation, cellular component: lysosome. The transcript is spliced from 5 exons. The coding region runs from base 20 to 1030 and encodes 336 amino acids. Gene Ontology annotation, molecular function: cysteine-type endopeptidase activity. Lineage: Eukaryota; Metazoa; Arthropoda; Insecta; Diptera; Diopsidae. The record is from RefSeq and is a predicted model, not a curated record.